This is a messenger RNA of Knipowitschia caucasica, 2289 nucleotides long. NCBI's taxonomy places the organism in Eukaryota, Metazoa, Chordata, Actinopteri, Gobiiformes, Gobiidae. The record is from the annotation of a GenBank genome assembly.
AUGGCCAAGAGGGAGGCGGGCAGCACCAGUCCCGUAGUGCGGCAGAUCGACAAACAGUUCUUGGUCUGCAGCAUCUGUCUGGAUCACUAUAGAAACCCCAAAGUCCUGCCCUGUCUGCACACCUUCUGUGAGAGCUGCCUCCAGAACUACAUUCCUCCUGAGUCCCUGACACUGUCCUGCCCCGUCUGCCGCCAGACGUCCAUUCUGCCGGAGAAAGGGGUCGGAGCUCUGCAGAACAACUUCUUCAUCACGAAUCUCAUGGAGGUUUUACAGCGGGAGCCCGAGUGCUCCAGACCUGAGGCUCGCAGUGUGUUGGAGUCUGUGAGCGCCGCGGUGGCUGGAAAACCUCUCUGCUGCCCCAACCACGACGGGAAGGUGAUGGAGUUUUACUGCGAGUCGUGUGAAACAGCCAUGUGUCUGGAGUGCACGGAGGCAGAGCACAGAGAGCAUGUGACUGUCCCACUGCGGGACGUGGUGGAGCAGCACAAAGCAGCUCUGAAGACUCAACUGGACGCCAUUCACAGCAGGCUGCCACAGCUGACCGCCGCCAUCGAGCUGGUGUCUGAGAUUUCCCGUCAGCUCAAUGAGAGGAAGAGUGAAGCCGUGGCUGAGAUUUCCAACACGUUUGAGGAGCUGGAGCGAGCUCUGCAUCAACGCAAGAGCGCUCUCAUCACAGACCUGGAAAACAUCUGCAGCGCCAAGCAGAAGGUUUUGCAGGCGCAGCUGUCCGCUCUGCUGCAGGGGAAGGAGCACAUCCAGAGCAGCUGCAGCUUCACGGAGCAGGCACUGAGCCACGGCAGCGCCACCGAGGUGUUGUUGGUCCAGAAGCAGAUGAGUGAGAGAGUGGUGGCUUUGGCGAGACAUGACUUUCCCGACAGGCCACAUCAAAAUGCACAUCUGGACUGUCAGGUGGAGACCGAGGGUUUAAGGAGGUCCAUUCAGAACCUGGGGGUCCUGAUCACCACGGCGGCUGUAGCUCACACGUCUGUGGCCACAGGAGAAGGGCUCCGGCACGCAGCCACAGGACAGCACCAGACCAUCACUGUGACCACCAAAGACAAAGACGGGGAGUUGGUGCGGACGGGAAAUGCGGUUUUAAAAGCUGAGAUCACCUCCACAGACGGGACGCGAGCCUCUGAGGCCGACAUUGUGGACAAUAAGAACGGCACAUACGAGGUGGGCUACACGCUGAAGCAGGAGGGGGAGUACCUCUUCUGCCUCACGCUGUACGGCCAGCCCAUCAGGGGCAGUCCCUUCAGGCUGCGGGCCGUCAAACCCUGCGACGUGCCCCAAUCUCCAGACGACGUGAAGCGGAGGGUGAAGUCUCCGAGCGGCACCGGGGGCCACAUCCGACAGAAAGCCGUGAGGAGACCCUCCAGUAUGUACAGCACCACCAAGAAGAAGGAGAACCCCAUUGAGGACGAGCUCAUCUACAGAGUGGGUUCCCGGGGCAGAGAAAAAGGAGAGUUCACAAAUUUACAAGGAAUUUCUACCUCGAGUAACGGACGUGUGGUGGUUGCCGACAGCAACAACCAAUGCAUUCAGAUUUUCUCAAACGACGGUCAGUUUAAGAUGCGUUUCGGUGUCAGAGGUCGUUCUCCCGGGCAACUGCAGAGGCCAACGGGCGUAACCGUGGAUUCAAACGGCGACAUUGUGGUAGCGGAUUAUGACAAUCGAUGGGUCAGCAUUUUCUCAUCUGACGGGAAAUUUAAGAACAAAAUUGGUGCUGGGAGACUGAUGGGUCCGAAGGGCGUGGCUGUGGACAAGAACGGACACAUCAUCACCGUGGACAACAAGGCGUGCUGCGUCUUCAUCUUUCAGUCCAACGGGAAACUGGUCACAAAGUUUGGAGGCAGAGGGACGUCCGACAGACAGUUUGCAGACAAACUUACUCCAAAUAUUAAUAAAACUGGCACAAAUUUCAGUCCUCACUUUGUAGCUGUGAACAACAAGAAUGAGAUUGUUGUGACAGACUUUCACAAUCAUUCUGUAAAGGUGUACAAUGCCGAUGGGGAGUUCUUGUUUAAGUUUGGUUCUCACGGUGAAGGAAACGGACAGUUCAACGCUCCCACUGGGGUCGCUGUUGACGCUAAUGGGAAUAUUAUUGUGGCCGACUGGGGCAACAGCAGAAUACAGGUGUUCGACAGCACGGGCUCUUUCCUGUCCUACAUCAACACGUCUGCGGACCCUCUGUACGGACCCCAGGGGCUGGCUCUCACCUCAGACGGACACGUGGCUGUGGCCGACUCCGGAAAUCACUGCUUCAAAGUUUACCGAUACCUGCAGUAG